CGUCGCUAGUUGGCGGCUACGGGGCUCGCCGAGAGUCAUAAAGCCUGCGGCGGGUUGGGGGCGGAACGCGCUCCUGCUCCAGCAUGGAAGGGCAGGCGCAGCCAGAGCUUGAAGAUGUGCAGGUGACUGAGGUGCAAGAGCCUGCCGAACCUAUUGUUACAGAUACAUCAGAUGAGGACCCAUCCCCCAUAGUUGAAUUUCCACCAUCUGUGAAACCAUCCCCAGAGGUUGAAACGCCUGCAUCUGUGGAACAGCCCCAUGUAGUAGAGUUGCCAGCAUCUGUAGAACAGCUUCCCAUGGCUGAAGCACAACGAUUCGUGGAUGAUUCCUCUGUAGCUGAAACACGGGGGUCUAUAGACCAGUCCCCUGCUGCCACUGCAUCUGUGGACAAGUCUGGAAGCAUGCCACAAGCCUCCAUGGACAAGUCCCCUAGAGCUAUGCUAAGAGCAUCCAUAGACCAGGCAGGCGGGGCUGAAUUGAAAGCAUUAGGUGAUGAAUUUCCUGAGAUUGAACAGCCUAUGGUGUACGAAGACCCCUUUGAAGUCUCCCUUACGUACAUGGAGAAACAUAAUAUUCUACAAAUAUUCCAGGAGAUCACUGAAAACCUGGUGUACAAGAAGCCUGAUCAGCCCUUGCAGUUUAUGUUGCUGCAGAUACAGUCCAUGAUGAAUGCCCAACAGCUGGCAGACUCUGGGGAGGAAAAGGAGGAAGAGCCAGAUCUAGACAUAAUGCUGUGACACCUACAGAGCAGGAAGCACUCCUUGUGGCUUCUGGCCCUGCCAAGAUAGGUGUCAGCUCUGGCCUUCAGCCAGUACUGUGCGCUCACACUAUGUGGAUAUAAGUUUGAAAAGGCCUGAGGGUAUUUAUACUUUCUGGUUUUACUCUGGGUGCUGGGCUUCCAGCUGCAUGUAAACUGUAUUACUGCAUAUCAUUAUGGAUACACAGACUUACCCAACAUAUCAGUAUACACCCACCUGGACAUUUCCUGCCACAUCUACCACACAUCAUAUACCCGUGUACACAUCCCGCAGCUAGGACUCAUCAACUCUGCAUUUCUGUACAUGCAAACCCCCUGACCCAGCAUAAACUGCACAGCUUCCAGGCUUUAUGCACAUAAGUUCAAAGCAGCCCUCAGACACCUCAACACAUCCCUGCCUUUUCUGGUCUGCUUUGGUGGGUGACCUGUCACAAUCUAUCAUGUAGUCAUUUGCUUCUAAAACAGUUUAGAACUCCACACUAGGAGGAACCACCUCUGUGUCUCUCUCACCAAGAGCCCCCUCUUCUCCAUCUGACUCUCUGCCAUCCCUGCUGACUUAAGAUCACUCUCGCCUUCUGUACUGUGCUGUUGCAACAUGUGCAGUUCCUAUAAAGACAGCUGUAAGGGAACGUUAAGCUUGCAGGAGCAUAUCUAUGGCUUCUGAGCCUGUAGCUGUGCAAGACUGCUACAGCUGAAUUAAAAAAUGAGUGUUCAAAACCCUGAAAAUUCAGAGUUAAAGCACACUUCAUAAACACAUAACUCAAAUUAUCAUUAUCUAAGCACUCAUAAUCUGCUUCAGCUCUUUCCCAGAGUGUGCUUUGCAUACUCAUGGCAGAGCUGCUCUGUAGGGGCAUUCAGAGCAAUAGCUGCUGUCAGCACUUUCCGACAUGAGACCAGGCCCAUGUACACGUUGCCUGAGAGUCUGAGGCCCUUAGCAAAACAAGAAGCAUAAUUGUUUCAACUCUGGUAUUUAAUCAAAAGUGUAUAAAAAAAAAUCUCCUAGGGAAGGUAUUACAUCAGUAGCAGCAGCCACAGUGGUAUUACUAUAGGGUCAGGUGAGGUAGUUUAGCUUUGUAGGUCAGUAAGCAAAUGCAGCUUGGCCAAAGAAAGAUAACUUAGUACUUGUUUCUGACUCAUGCUUAGGGUGCUUCUAGGAAACAACAUCAGGAGGGUUUUGGGUGCCCUGGAGUACAGCUAUAACUGAAUUUCCUCCAUUUUUGGCACUUAACUGUUUUGUGUUUUUAAUUUCUGACCUCCUUGAGUUGUAACAUGACCUAAGAUGACUGGUAUUUGUCUGCAACCUUAAUUCACAUUAAGGGUAUCUUUUGUAAGCAGAAUUUCCUUGGGGAUUUUUUCUUUGUAAACAGUUCUGAAGGCAACUGGAUAGGACUCAUGUUCCCACAAACCCUAUGAGGUCUGCAAAAGAGGAGACUCAAUCUUGCAGUCUUUAAAAAUCUCAGGGAAUUGAAUAUCCUUUUGGUGUGCUGGCCACAUCAUCUCCUGCUAUCAGUCCCCAUCCCUCAUUCUGUGGAGUGCACAUAAAGGAAGCUUCUCCCUUACAAUCUCAGAAAUUCCUCAGGUUGAAGGCUUCUGUCCUGCCAAAAAUGCAUUUCCACCUCUGUCAAGUGCCUCAUGUUUGAAGGACUAGAGUUGGUUGUUGGAGGACAGUAGAAUUAGAGUUCAAACCUCUUUCCUGCUCCUCCAGACCUCAGACUGCCUGAAAACAGGGCUUUGAUUAGGGAGCAUUGUCCCUUCGCUCAAAUGAACAACAGAAAUAGAGGAGGUCACUUGGGAACCUUUUGAUGGAAAAGGCUUUUCUACCUCUUUGACCAAUUUUUCUAGUGACCAGCCCACACGUUCAGUUCACUCUCUGCAAGGAAAAGAGCUAGAGACUUACAUUUUACAAAAAUGAAGCUGCAAGCCUCCAAAAAUGGUAUGAUCUGCUACUGUGUUUUCCUUUGUCUGAUUUGCUUCCAGGUUUGCUGAAAAAAGUUCUACCUCAGCCCCACAUCUAACCAACCACUUUUGAGGCUGAGCUACUAUUCAGGUGUACUAACUUCUUUUUUGAAGACAGAAAGCAAGCUGAAUUUAAAUUGGAAAUGUAAUUUCAGCCUGAACUCUGGAGUGGUUGUCCACUUUCCACGUGUGCCCCCAAACUGGAGAGCCAUUGUUUCCUGUAGAUAAGCUGCAUACCUAUUUUUAAUGGCAAAAUAGCAAACAUCUUGUUCUCAGGGCUCUGCAUGGAUUCACAUUUCACUCCCUGAGGCUAUCCUAUAUACAUUCCCAUGCCGUACUUGAUACCUGUAGCAUCUGGGUGUCUUCCAUGAGUGUGCUGAGCAACAUGACUAAUAUCUGUCUCAUAUUGUUUGUUCUUUCAUCUUUGUUCUUUAUGUGUAUGUAGUGGUGUGCAUACUUUUGGCAGGGUGCUUUGUUUUUGUUUUAGUUUUUGUUUGUACUAUCCUGUUGCUAUAUGUAUAUAGUGGAGAAGGAGUACAGAUGGUGAGGUCAAAGGCAGGCACCUUGCCCAUAGAGCCGAAGGUGGUAGGGCUUGGGAUGGUCAUUAUUUGCCAUUGUUCAUUCCAGCAGUCUUAGACACCAAGAAAGGCCUGUCUUCCACAUGGAAGAGCUUCAUCUUUACAGCAAACAGUUUCACUAACUGACUUUCACAGGUUCAGUCCAGCCAGCAAAUAACCUGGUAAUAGCAUGUGCUCCAGUCGCUAUCUGAUGAUAAUCACCCAUGGGCAGAAUCUGUAGGGAGUAACCGGAAGUUAUCACGUUGGCCUCAAAUUGACUUAGAUCAGCAACAUGUCUGCACCCAACUUAAAAUGGACCGGGCUUCUCAACAAUAUUAAAGGCUCAUCUGAGUACAGUUUUUAAUCAUGUGUAUAAAUGUGUUA
This is a messenger RNA of Alligator sinensis (Chinese alligator), 3654 nucleotides long. RefSeq names its product chromosome unknown C3orf30 homolog (gene TEX55). NCBI's taxonomy places the organism in Eukaryota, Metazoa, Chordata, Crocodylia, Alligatoridae. The record is from RefSeq and is a predicted model, not a curated record. The transcript is spliced from 4 exons. Bases 84 to 737 code for a protein of 217 amino acids.